GAGAAAGAAGUAAAAUGGUACAAUCACGAAUUUUUUCCUGUGCCACAAAUUCCACCCAUUUUGCGUGAAAAAGUCACCCCAGAGGCCGUACGAAGGGGCUCCAGGGGCACGCGAGGGCGCUUGGUGGGGGCGUGCAAAUGUGCAAUUGUGCGUGGUGCGCGAGGAUUUCGGUAAAAUGAGCAACAAAAUCGAGUAUUCUCGGAGGAGUCGAAAUGGCGCACAAAUAAUUCGACUAACAAUUCUGUGCGCCCGCAAUCUUGCACGAAAGGAAUUCCUGCGUCUGCCGGAUCCGUUCGCUAAGGUGUCGGUGGACGGCACGGGGCAGGUGCACUCCACGGAGACGUGCAAGGCGAGUCUGGACCCCAAGUGGAACUCGCACUACGAUCUGUACUUGGGCAGCAAGGAUGCCAUCACGAUAUCGGUGUGGAACUACAGAAAGAUCAACAAGAGGCAGGGCAGUGGCUUCCUCGGGUGUGUCCGGAUUCAGGCGGACAUGAUCCAGAGGCUGAAGGACAACGGCUUCCAGCGCCUGGACCUGGGCAAGUACACGCCGGACGAUCAGGAGCAGGUGCGCGGCCAGAUCAUCAUAUCGCUGACAUCGAGAGACGCCCAGGGAAGCACGCCGCUGGCGAUUGUGUCGCCCGGCGGGGACGUGCACGGGCCGGCAGAGGACACGGAGGGCGGCGUGACGGGUGUGCCGUCCAUCCAGGCGCCGGCCAAGAAGGCGCGCGAGCCGGACGCCGAGUUGCCCGAGGGCUGGGAGCAGCGCAAGACGCAGCAGGGGCGCGUGUACUACGUGAAUCACGUGACCAAGUCCACGCAGUGGGACAGACCCACGGCGCCGGCGACGAACGGCACGGGCGGCGGCGGCGACGAGAGCGCCCCGGCGGGACCCUCGCGCUCCGCCACGUGCACGAAUCUGACGAACGGCGUGAGUGCGAGCGACACGUCGCGUCGGCACUCGCUCGAGGUGCUGCUGAAUCUGAAGAACGAUCCGGCACGCGACGCGCGACACAUCAGUCCCGACAGCGCGACCCGUGGCGUACGCGAGGCGACGCAGAGUCCGCCUCAGCAGGUCGCCAACGGCGUGGCGCCCAUCGCGAGUCCCGUGACGACGCCAAAGUGCAAUUCGGCUGAUAUUUUGGCGCAGAACCGAACGCCACAGAGUCAAACGAGGGAUCCGACGACACCGCCGGGAAACAGCACGCAGAACGUCAAUCACCUGGCCAACACCGUCAGCGGACUCGUCCUAGAAUCGCCGAGCCGUCCAGCGUUGAGUGCGAGCAAUAGUUUGAACAACAAUGUCAGCACGCCGCCGCUGGCGUCCAGCGCCAGCAACAACAACACGCCGGCGUCCACGAGUCCGGUGAACAACAAUGCGGCGCAGGAGGUGGACGGGCCGGCGCAGAGUCGCCCCACAGACGCGCAAAGGGCGCGGCGCUCGCUGCGGAACGUGGACGACUCGGCCAGGCGGCGAUCGGCGCGCGGAGCUCGAGUGACGCAGAUUCAGGGAAGAGCCAACGGCGCCUCCGGACGACCCGCUGUGGAUCUUCCGCCAGGAUACGAGAUGCGGACGACGCAGCAGGGCCAGGUGUACUUCUAUCAUAUCCCCACGGGCGUGUCCACGUGGCACGACCCGCGCAUCCCGCGCGACCUGGACACGCAGGCCAUCGCCCUGGACACGCUGGGCCCGCUGCCGUCGGGCUGGGAGCAGCGCAAGACGGCGUCUGGGCGGGUGUACUUCGUGGACCACAACAACCGCACCACGCAGUUCACGGACCCACGCCUCAACGGCCACCUGCUCGGGAUGCUGCGGCGUCAGAGCCAGGCGCCGGCUGGAGCGGCGUCCGCGGGGCCGCCGCUGAGCUGCACGGCGGGCGCCGGGCCACAGGUGGCAAACGGGAAUGUGCGCAACGGCGAGGUGAUCUCGCCCACACGGCCCACGGCCGCGCAGGCGCCGCCGGACCUGCCGCAAGGCCUGCUCGACGGGGCGGAGCUGCUGCCCAAGUACCGGCGCGACCUGGUGAGCAAGAUGCGGGCGCUGCGGGCGGAGCUGCAGGCGCUGCAGCCUCAGUCCGGCCACUGUCGGCUGGAGGUGUCACGCGCGGAGAUCUUCGAGGAGAGCUAUCGGCUGAUCAUGAAGAUGCGCCCCAAGGACAUGCGCAAGAGGCUGAUGGUGAAGUUCAGGGGCGAGGAGGGCCUGGACUAUGGCGGCGUGGCGCGCGAGUGGCUGCAUCUGCUGUCCAGGGAGAUGCUGAAUCCGCAGUACGGGCUGUUCCAAUACAGCCGCGACGACUACUACACGCUGCAGAUCAACACAGACUCCGCCGUGAAUCCCGACCACCUGUCGUACUUUCACUUCGUGGGCAGGAUUCUGGGCAUCGCCGUGUUCCACGGCCACUGCCUGGACGGCGGCUUCACGACGCCCUUCUACAAGCAGCUGCUGAACAAGCCGAUCACGCUCAACGACAUCGAGGGCGUGGAUCCGGACCUGCACAGGAGUCUCACGUGGAUUCUGGAGAACGUCAUCGACGGCGUCAUUGAGACGACUUUCAGCGUGGAGAACAACAGCUUCGGGGCGCUGAAAGUGCACGAGCUGAAGCAGGGCGGAGCCGGAAUUGCCGUGACGGAGGAGAACAAGAAGGAGUACGUGAAGCUCUACGUCAACUAUCGGUUCAUGCGCGGAAUUGAGCAGCAAUUCCUGGCAUUGCAGAAAGGCUUCUGCGAGCUGAUUCCCAGCCAAUUGCUGCGGCCGUUUGACGAGAGGGAGCUGGAGCUCGUGAUCGGCGGCAUUAGCAGUAUUGACGUGAACGAUUGGAAGCAGCACACGCGCCUGAAGCACUGCACGCCGGAGACGCAGCAAGUCGUGUGGUUCUGGCAGAUUGUGGAGUCGUACACGUCGGAGAUGCGCGCGCGGCUGCUGCAGUUCGUCACGGGCUCGUCGCGCGUGCCGCUGCAGGGCUUCCGGGCGCUGCAGGGCUCCACGGGCGCCGUGGGGCCGCGCCUGUUCACCAUCCACCUCACGGCGGACGUGCCAACGCAGAACCUGCCCAAGGCGCACACGUGCUUCAACCGCAUCGACCUGCCGCCCUACGACACGCACCAGCUCAUGUAUGACAAGCUCACGCAGGCCGUCGAGGAGACGUGCGGCUUCGCCGUUGAAUGAUCCGCGCGCGCCGCGGCGUCCAUCCGGCUGUACCUUGGCGCGAUGCGCGGGAAGAAACGCGCGCUGUUUCCUCGGGUUGCGGGAGAUUGGCGGGAAGAGGACGAAGAGAGAUAUUUCGAUGGAAUUUGAGUGAUAAAUGAUUAAUUUUAGUGUUUUUAUUUUCUAUUGCAUUAAGAUUAACUAUAUAUUCUAUUUGAGAGUGGAUCAGCGAGAAAAAAUUGCAUAAGAGGAAUUUUAUCAAAAAUGGUAUACAAAAACACACAAAAAGAUGAAAAAAAUUUUAGGUAAAAGAGAGAAUAUAAUUCGGAAAAAAUGCUUGUAGAACAUUUUUUUUAUCUUAUAUAACUGAGAUUAUGGCGAUGAAAAAAGUAGAUAAAUUUUCAGAGAAUUGCGCGAAAGCUUUAUAUCAUGUUCUUUUUACAAUUCUUUUUGUUUGUAGCUUGAAUUUGGAGGACAAAAAUUGAAAAACACUUUUGAGCAUUGUUUUUACUGCCAUUCAAAGGCAAUGGAAAAAGGAAGCAGAAAAAGAAUUCUAGGUGAAAUAAUAAUGAAGAAAAAACCCUGUGAAAUAUUUGAUAUUAUUUUACUAUUUUAACAAUUUAUAAUCUUCAUAUGAAAAGUAAUCUUUCAACGACAAUUCAAACGGUCUAAUGGAGCCUCCGAAGUGGAAUUCGUUCUGUUUUUACGUCGAUGUUAAGAGAGGAAUGCGAUUGAUUUUUAGAGAAGAUGAAUUAUAUUAAGCGUUUCAUUAUAAAGAAAGGUCUAUGUAAUGUACUGAUAAGAGAAGAACACAGCUGAAAUGAUAUAUAAAUCUAGGACAUAAUUGAAGAAGAGGAAAAAAAAAACUACUGUAUAUACAAUGAUGAAUCAUAUUUUAUUUUGUAAUUUUAAAUAGGCCGAGAAAGGACAGAAUUGAGUGACAAAUUUGCCCAAGAACUUUGACUGCAACGCGCGAAAUCGAUUUUUCUUGCACAAAAGCACAACACACAAUAAUGAAGGCAUUUCUGGGCGAAUGUGUCGCGGAGCCAGGAAAGUAAUUAAAAAGAAAGAAACAUGAUUUUUAUCCAGAGAAAA
Molecule: messenger RNA, 4240 nt
Organism: Phlebotomus argentipes
Lineage: Eukaryota; Metazoa; Arthropoda; Insecta; Diptera; Psychodidae
Gene: Smurf
Product: E3 ubiquitin-protein ligase Smurf1
Exons: 8
Coding region: 176-3166 (996 amino acids)
Biological process (GO): ubiquitin-dependent protein catabolic process; negative regulation of BMP signaling pathway
Molecular function (GO): ubiquitin protein ligase activity; protein binding
Source: RefSeq, a predicted model, not a curated record